Molecule: messenger RNA, 1948 nt
Organism: Olea europaea var. sylvestris
Lineage: Eukaryota; Viridiplantae; Streptophyta; Magnoliopsida; Lamiales; Oleaceae
Product: WD-40 repeat-containing protein MSI4-like
Exons: 15
Coding region: 432-1694 (420 amino acids)
Biological process (GO): regulation of gene expression
Cellular component (GO): nucleus
Molecular function (GO): histone binding
Source: RefSeq, a predicted model, not a curated record
UUUGCUUAUUCAAAUGCGUACAGAUGGAAAUGUCAUGUUUACAAAUGGAGUGUGAUAAUGACACUUGGCAAUUGGCAUUCCUUCGUCUUAAGCCCUGGCCCCAAGAGCCGUACAAAACCCAACCACAGGCACAGAUUUCCCCGCAAAUUACCGUGAUAUCGAACCGACAUUGACAAGAGCGAGCAGAGAGAAUGAAGGAGAGAGCAGGAGGAACAGGAUCGGCGUCAUCGGAGGCUUCAGUGGAGGAGCGGUAUGCACAGUGGAAAUCACUGGUCCCUAUUCUUUACGACUGGCUUGCAAAUCACAACCUUGUUUGGCCCUCGCUUUCUUGUCGCAUGUUGCUGGGAGCUGAGGCAAUUAAGAGGAAAAAGGGAAGAAAUAGAGUCUUCACUGUUGUAACUUAUGUUAACUUAUUUAUGCUCUAUAUAUAGAUGCUUACCUUUUUGUAUCACAGAUGGGGUCCGCAACUAGAACAAGCUACUUACAAGAACCGUCAGCGCCUUUACCUUUCUGAACAGACUGAUGGUAGCGUCCCAAAUACACUUGUCAUUGCAAAUUGCGAAGUGGUAAAACCUAGGGUUGCAGCAGCAGAGCACAUAGCACAGUUCAACGAAGAAGCUCGCUCACCAUUUGUCAAGAAGUGGAAAACCAUUAUACAUCCUGGAGAGGUGAAUCGAAUCAGAGAAUUACCACAGAAUAGCAAGAUUGUGGCCACUCACACUGACAGUCCUGAUGUUCUCAUUUGGGAUGUUGAAAGUCAGCCUAAUCGCCACCCCGUUUUAGGUGCCUCACCAUCUCGUCCAGAUCUGGUCCUUACUGGUCACCAAGAUAAUGCUGAGUUUGCACUUGCCAUGUGCCCUACAGAACCUUUUGUGCUAUCUGGAGGGAAGGACCAGUCAGUAGUUUUAUGGAGCAUCCAUGAUCACAUCUCUUCUCUGUCAGCAGAUCAGGGAGCUGCAAAGUCUCCAGGAUCCAAGGGUGGUGCAGUCAAUGGAAAACCUUCAGAGAGUCCCACCAUUCAAGCUAGAGGAAUUUUCCAAGGGCACACUGAUACUGUUGAAGAUGUUCAGUUUUGCCCUUCAAGUCCACAAGAGUUCUGUAGCGUUGGUGAUGAUUCUUGCCUUGUUCUGUGGGAUGCUAGAACUGGCUCUGCUCCUGUUGUUAAGGUCGAGAAGGCUCAUAAUGCUGAUCUUCACUGUGUUGAUUGGAAUCCGAUUGAUGUAAAUCUGAUUUUGACGGGAUCUGCUGAUAAUACUGUGCGUAUGUUUGACCGUCGAAAUCUUACUAAUGGUGGAGUUGGAUCCCCAAUCCAUAUAUUCGAAGGUCACAGUGCUGCAGUCCUGUGUGUCCAGUGGUCUCCAGACAGGUCAUCUGUCUUUGGUAGCGCUGCAGAGGAUGGUAUCCUGAAUAUAUGGGAUUAUGGAAAGAUUGGCAAGCUGGAGGGUGCUGGAAGUUCAAAUUCUCCGCAUGGUCUUUUCUUUCGACAUGCAGGGCACAGGGAUAAGGUUGUUGAUUUCCACUGGAAUUCAUCAGACCCGUGGACAAUUGUCAGUGUCUCUGAAGAUGGUGAAAAAACUGGUGGGGGAGGUACACUACAGAUUUGGCGAAUGAUGGAUAUGCUUUACCGUCCAGAAGAAGAGGUUCUUGCCGAGCUUGAUAAGUUCAAAUCUCACCUACUGACGUGUGCCUCUUGAUUUCAUUCUGGAAUGUGGAGAAACUUUGGCCUUCUUAUAACCUUUUUGUAAAUUUUAUGUUCAUGUUUUAGUUGACAAACCAACUAAAUUUUCUCCUUAAUGCCUGCUUGAGUACAUUUUGUUUUGCAAAUUCGUUAGCAUGGCAUAAACAGGUCGGUUUAAAAUGGAACUGGUCCAGUAAUCUAUGCAAACCCUGUUUGCUAUCCAAUUAGGUGUAAGCUGUUUGGGGGUUCUAUGUAGAAUAAUUCUAUGUA